Molecule: messenger RNA, 395 nt
Organism: Oppiella nova
Lineage: Eukaryota; Metazoa; Arthropoda; Arachnida; Sarcoptiformes; Oppiidae
Source: the annotation of a GenBank genome assembly
UAUUAGUGGAAGUGUUAUCACAUGUGCUCUCAUUUGGACAUUCAUUUCAUGAUCAGUCGGUGUCUGUGUUGACCACAAAUCAGUCAUACGUUGCAUACAAUGCCCUUCGGAGGACCCAUUCCUCGUAAGUCUGGUGCCGGCGGUGGCAGGGGUUGGGUGUCUAAAGUCAAGUCCCUAUACAAUGAUCCCUUCAAGUGGCAAUUAGUGAAGAGUUGGGUGUUCUUUGGCGCCGGCAUUGUCUUCGCCCGAGAGUUGGCUGCAAUUGAUUUGACUCCCAAUGCGUUACCAAAUGUGUGAUCACAUGAAACACCGUGUCAUUGGUUGUCAUAUGUCUAAGACUCAGCUUUUUUUGUAACUAAAUGUAACAAUUAUUUCAUUGAAAUGUCGUUAAUAUG